This is a messenger RNA of Paralichthys olivaceus (Japanese flounder), 3086 nucleotides long. It is a transcript of the gene zbedx, whose product is annotated as zinc finger BED-type containing X. The record is from RefSeq and is a predicted model, not a curated record. Gene Ontology annotation, molecular function: DNA binding. Lineage: Eukaryota; Metazoa; Chordata; Actinopteri; Pleuronectiformes; Paralichthyidae.
UUUCCUCGUGGGCUCAUCUGGCUGCGAGUGCGCAUGCGUAUAUCUCUCCAGUGACGCCAGAGUCAGCAUCUUGCGUGUUUCCCGAACAGCAUCUGAACAAAGGCCUGCCCCCUUUUUUCAUGAGGAUUUCUCUACCGCCAUCGUUACUUUACGUGUAAUCACGAUUACUAAAUCGGAUUACGAUACUUUCCUUAUAGUCCGACGCGUCGCUGACAGCAGGGAGAGCGUCCGCGAUGGAUGUGGAUCAGCAGGAGACCAGCGGCGAGACCAAGUCGGCCAUGCACACUUGGCGUUAUCGCCACCAUUUCACGUACAAGGCAGAUCAAGGAAAGAAUAUCAUCGUGCAGUGUAAUCUGUGUCUGCCGAGGGUCAAUCUGCUGUCCACGUCGAAAACCUCCACAUCCAACCUCAAGAAGCAUUUAGACGUGAGUUACAGGAAGUCGUGUCGCUGUGCAGAUCAGAGAACACACCUGGGCUGUGAAGCCAGUCCUGACGCCAAGAGGGGGAGGAAGAAAGAGGAACGCAACGGAGAGGAGAGCAGGCACUGUCAGCUCAAAAAGCUCAAAGCAGAGAUCAUCUCCAAGUGCACCACUCAGGCAAAGGUCGACGACCUCAUCUUUAACUUCAUCGUGGAAGACUGUCAGUCGUUUUAUGUGCUGGAGCAGCCUGGCUUCAUUAAGCUAAUCGCAGGCUUGACUGAAGGGCUGAAGUCCAUGGACAGGGUGACCUUGUUUACUAAAGUGGACCAGGGCUUCUCCAGGAUGCGGGAGGAGCUCAUGGCCAAACUCAGCAGCAUCCAGUACGUGUGCACCACGGCUGACAUCUGGACAGCCAACAACAGGAGCUUCUUUGGGAUGACCUGUCACUGGAUCGAUAACUUUUCUCUGGAGAGGAAGUCUGCCGCUCUGGGGUUUGCACGGCUACAGGGCAAGAUCACGUACGACACCAUUGCUGGGCGCAUACAUGACAUCCACGUGGCCUUCAACAUUGAAAGCAAAGUUCAGACCACGGUCACUGACAACGGCAGCCCCUUCAUGAGCGUCUUCAAAGAGUUUGCAGUGGACGGCCAGGAAAGCGACGAUGACAUUGGGUUCUAUGAGAAUGUGAGCACUGUGCUGGAGGGUGAGCCUGAGCAGGACAUGCUCCUGUUCCUGCCCACUGUGCAGCGCUGUGCGUCACACACCCUGGAGCAGAUUGUUGCUGAGGACUUUUGGCAGGCUGUGUCUCAGGGACCCAUGUGCCAGCUACAUUACAGCACAAUGGCCAAGGUGUUUGCCAUAUUUAGCAAAUGUCACCACCUCCAGGUGGGUAUGGAUGCAGCGGAGGAGAUAGGAAAGAUGGCGCUUGUUGUCCCUUCUGUAAUACGUUGGAAUGUGGAGUUCUGUGCCGUGCAGAAGAUCGUCUCUCUCACUGAGCGGGAGCUGACAGAGCUGUGUGCCCGCCUGGAGGUGCCACGCAUGCAGCCAGAGGAGAUGGCCUUCCUCAAAGAAUACGUGACUGUUUUCCACCCGCUCGCUUUUGCACUUGAACUUUUCCAGGCCGAGCAGAAAUGUUACUUGGGUCUGGUCAUCCCGACCGUGCUCAGUCUGAAGAACAAGCUGAACGAGCAGAAAGACACUGCAACUUACUUCGGCGACGUCAUCAACGCCAUUGCGAUGGCUAUUGAUGUGCGGUUCCUGGAGCUGUUUGCCAGCACGGAAGCAAAGAUCGCAACAGCAACGACGCCGCAGUUUCGCUUGUGGUGGAUGGCUGCAUCCGAGAGGGAGGAGAUGUGCUCCGUGUUGGCCACAGAGGCGUCGCAGAUGGAUCCCUGCAACGUGACAGAGGCGAACACCAGCCGGAAUCUGUCCACCAUCGAGUCGGAGGACGACUUCUUCAGCUACGGCUCCGUGAAGCCUGCCGCACAGAUCCAGCAGCGGGGGGUGACGGAAGAAAUCCGAAAGUACAUUGAAGGAACAGGAAAGAGCCUCGAGUGCCUGCAGGACUUCCCCCGAGUGAAGCAGCUUUUCCUCAAAUACAACACCACCCUGCCGUCCACGGCGCCCGUCCAGCGUCUCUUCAGUCAGAAAGGCAACCUGGUCACGUCACAGAGAAACUUUCUGACCGACGACUACUUUGAGCGCAUUCAGCUUUUGAGAUACAACAGCAACGUGUGCUCUUUGACCACAGAGUGAAUUAAUGCCAGAAACUCUGUCUCUCUCAGCCUUUUCAUUGACACAGAAUCAAACCACAUUGUGCUUAAAUCAUCACAGGAAACCACUGAGCUAUCGUCUCAUCACAGGUGACUUAGGCCAGACGUGUUUUCUAAUGGUACCCUGACCUGUUUUGAUAGGCAUAGCUUAUUUCUCUCACUCCACAAUGGCCUAAAUUAAGUACCUGAAUUGACAAUCAUUGACAGUGACAUUCAAGGACCGAAUAUACUGACAAUAUCUUUUUAAGUGUGCUGUCGUUUUGGUUUGAAGUAGCCACAGGGUUAAAAUUAAGUGAUUUUCUGUCUUUCAGUUUGGUUUGUUUUUUCUACAGCUAUUCAAUGAGAAUGCAUCUCCUGUCUGUAUGUUUUAUAUCAUAUAUAAAGAUAUGUGACAUUUUAUUCUCAACUUUUUCCCCCUCACCAGUUGAAAAUCAUAAGUAAUCAUGUAACUGAUGGAUCGGCUGUCAAGACGCACCGAUCAGAGAAAACCGUGUUUGUGGUGAAGAAGGCAGAAAGCAGGCAAAUGCAAAGAUUCCAGAGCUGCACAGUCCCGAGUGUAUUCUUUGCCAUGUGCCCUGACGUCAGUUAAGAGCUUUGGUGUUGUCUGACAGCUGCAUGGAGACCAACAGGGGGCUGUCAAAACACACACACACACACACACAGCACAGACGGGAACUGUCGAAAACAUGACACUUGUGAAGAUGCAAAACCAAACCAACUCCCCCGGGGAGCAUGAAAGACCAGGGGAGUUGGUUUUUAUCUAGUUUUCAACAUUAUUGCCCAUAUGACCAUAUAUACAUAUACACACAUAUAUGUAUUAAUAUGUAUGUGGUGUUCUUUGACUUUGCUCGCAGCACUCACAAAGGAUUAUUCUUUAAACAAACCUGAAAUUGAG